AUGGACCGGGGGUUGAAGGUGGAUCGAGGUGUGGCGUUCGCAUCCCAACGGCGUGCCGUUUCGAAGCGCGAAGCACGGUUUCCACGCCCAGAUUUCUUCGUAAUCGGGUGGCAGCUCAACACUGACGGCCACACUAUCAUUGUAGCAAAAACACGGUCUGCAUCAGCUUGGUCCUUGAAGGCUGGCUUGUGGGAUUCUCUCAGAUCUGGCUUUUUGAAGAGUAACAACAGUACAGAUACAGUAGAGCCACCACCAGCACCACUUGAAGUGGAAGAACCUUUGCCUGUGGAAAUAGUACUCCUAGAAAGAACACUACUUGACGGAAGCACAGAACAGAUUUUAUUUUCUUCAGCUGGAGAUGUUGAUGUAUAUGAUCUCCAAGCCUUAUGCGAUAAGGUAGGAUGGCCGCGCAGGCCUCUAUCAAAGAUAGCAGCCUCAUUAAGAAACAGCUACUUGGUUGCUACACUACAUUCAAUAAUUAGAUCUUCAGAAACAGAGGCAGAAGAGAAGAAACAGCUCAUUGGGAUGGCACGAGCAACCUCAGACCAUGCCUUCAAUGCUACAAUUUGGGAUGUUCUUGUUGAUCCUUCGUACCAGGGUCAGGGUCUUGGUAAAGCACUCAUGGAGAAAGUAAUUCGUACUUUGCUCCAGAGAGACAUCAACAACAUUACACUGUUUGCAGAUAAUAAAGUUAUAGAUUUCUACAAGAACUUGGGAUUUGAAGUUGAUCCUCAAGGCAUCAAGGGCAUGUUCUGGUACCCCAGAUUUUAA
Messenger RNA from Miscanthus lutarioriparius, 771 nucleotides. The record is from the annotation of a GenBank genome assembly. Lineage: Eukaryota; Viridiplantae; Streptophyta; Magnoliopsida; Poales; Poaceae.